Molecule: messenger RNA, 846 nt
Organism: Enterobius vermicularis (human pinworm)
Lineage: Eukaryota; Metazoa; Nematoda; Chromadorea; Rhabditida; Oxyuridae
Source: the annotation of a GenBank genome assembly
AUGAGUGACGAAGAUCAGGUGAUGGUAUCAGAAGAGGAUUUCUCAAAAUCAGCUGAUGAAUUUUCGCAUCCACUUGAUCCACUGCCAUCAACAUCCAGUAAUCUGUAUUCGCAAUAUUCGUUUUCUGAAUGUGAAAAUUUAUCACCACCAAAUUUAUCGUCUGCUGCAUAUUCAAAUUUUUUGACCACAACACCAUAUUCAACACACUGCUCAGCAUCGUUCUAUCAACUACAUGGUCUUUCCACCACUGCCUUACCCGGUACAACAUUAUCUGUUCCUGAACAUCUUAUAGCUGUACCAAAUUCAGUGUCACGUCAUCGUACUGCUGCUACUACUACAAAUGGUAGCAGUUUUAGUGUUGUUGGCUGUGACAGUGGCAAUGCUGGUGCUGCUGUUGAUGUUGGUGGUGAUGAUGGCGGUGGAGGUGGUAGCGGUGAUGGUGGAGGUGGUGGUGGUGCCAGCGGUGGCCUUAGUGCUAUUGGUUUUGGUAACGUUGGAGUUAGCAGUAAUUGUAAUGGUGUCAAUAGUGGUAAUAGCAAUGGCAUUUGUGAUAUUCCAACUGUGCAACAACAACAACAACAACAACAACAACAGCAUGUUUUUGCAUCAACGAUUAUGCCAUCAGAGUUCAUAGGUGGAAAUUCGGCUAUAUGGGAUCAGUGGUUAUGUUGCUUAGCUACAUCGCUUACACCAGCUCAAUGGCAAACAUAUUGGACAAAUUACUUGGCUUUAUUUGGUACAUCUGCAUUACCUGCUCAUAUUGUAAACUUUUUUAAUACUGCUGCUCAGAUACAUUUGCAACAACAAAAACUUUGGAUGGAUGAACGUCAACGUUAUUACGGUUAG